Molecule: messenger RNA, 2047 nt
Organism: Rhincodon typus (whale shark)
Lineage: Eukaryota; Metazoa; Chordata; Chondrichthyes; Orectolobiformes; Rhincodontidae
Product: methylsterol monooxygenase 1-like
Exons: 5
Coding region: 11-997 (328 amino acids)
Biological process (GO): sterol biosynthetic process
Molecular function (GO): iron ion binding; C-4 methylsterol oxidase activity
Source: RefSeq, a predicted model, not a curated record
AUGGGACGGAAUGUCCACACAGCUGGGCGGUGGGGCACGCGCUCUGGGAGCAGUGUCCGGCGCCUUCGCGCUCAGACCAUUACUACCACCACAACCAGCACCAUCAGCGAUGAAUGUCACUGCUGGAGCGAUCCUGAGCUCAGCCUACCUGGCUGUUGACUAUGUCGACUCGAUGCUUCCUGCGAACCCGCUCCGAGGACCUUUCCGUAGCGCCUGGGACUACAUGCUGAGCAAUUACACCAAGUUUCAGAUUGCAACAUGGGGCUCGCUACUUGUUCACGAACUCGUCUAUUUCCUUUUUUGUCUGCCUGGGUUUAUCUUUCAAUUCAUACCUUACAUGCAGAAGUAUAAAAUCCAGCAGGACAAGCCAGAAACGUGGGAAAAACAAUGGAAAUGUUUCAAAGUGCUGCUCUUCAAUCAUUUCUGUAUCCAGUUUCCCAUGAUCUGUGGCACUUAUUAUUUCACUGAAUUCUUUAACAUCCCUUACACUUGGGACUCUAUGCCAAGAUGGUACAUGCUGCUUGCUCAGUGCCUUGGUUGUGCGGUUGUUGAGGAUACCUGGCACUAUUUCUUGCACAGAUUGUUACAUCACCGGAGAAUCUACAAAUAUAUUCACAAGGUGCACCAUGAUUUCACGUCCCCAUUUGGCAUGCAAGCCGAAUAUGCUCAUCCAUUGGAAACCAUUAUCCUUGGAGCAGGCUUCUUCAUUGGAAUCAUGAUUUUCUGUAACCAUGUGAUACUGCUGUGGGCUUGGGUUGCUUUCCGCCUACUGGAAACUAUUGAUGUCCACAGUGGUUAUGAUAUCCCUGUGAAUCCCUUACAUCUGAUUCCAUUUUAUGCUGGAGCUCGUUUUCAUGAUUUUCAUCACAUGAACUUUAUUGGAAAUUAUGCUUCAACCUUUACCUACUGGGAUAAAAUCUUUGGAACAGAUUCCCAGUUUAAUGCUUACAAUGCAAAGUUUGCCAGCAAAGAAAAACUAGAAGAUAAGAUAAACUGAAGCCCAACAAGUGUAUCUCACACCCUUGAACUUUCUCUAAGUUUUCAAUUAAGGAUAGAGGUGUCCCCAGGUCAUCUCUUGCUGUAAGGGAGAUUAUUUAGGCUGUGCUAGAAUUUUUCAUCAGCUAUGUUGCACCAGCAAUUUAAUCUCUCGAGCUCAGAAACUUCUGAGAGUUGGGAGGAAUUCCACCUGAAAUCCAAGGAGUUGACAUCUUUCAUAUUUGACCAGCUAUCACUUCUGCAAAUUCACCAAAACAAAAUGUUUACAGUGUGACAGUAAAAGGGACACAAUUUGAACUGCUUUUCUCGUAUUGCAAGCCGUGUGCAUAGUGUACCCACUAUAUAAUAAUGCAUUAUAAUGUGACUUAAAGCUUGUCUUUGUAACAGCUAUUGCAUUAUUUUGGAUCAGUUUGACUCAUCAUCAUUUAUAAAUCUGGUGAAUACAGACAACAUCUUUCACAGAUUUGUACAUGACCCUUAAGAAUUAGCCAUCUAGGUAUGAGAGAAAACUUUCCUUAAACUGGAUUAAUUUGCAGAAAUUUUUAGGUUUUGUCUAUGUUCUGGGUGAUUUCAAUCCAUUAUUUUCAAUUUCUUGGUAAAUAUAUAUUAUCUAAGAUGAUUUUCUUGUCAGUAUUUUAAUGAACCUUGAUUACAUUAAACCCCUUGAUUACAUCCCAAGACUUGACGGAAUUAGUAUGUAAUUUUUCAUAUUUGCAUCUAAUAGUUUGGGAUAAAACAAAUUGUUAAAGAAAUAUUUCAUGAAGUUUAAGUUCUUAUUACCAGUAAGUGGUUCAGCGUUUUCCUUUAUGGUUUGGAAGUAGUCUGCAAAUUGGAAUAUCAUUUGAAUGCCAAAAUACAUUACAAGUUUUAUUAUCUGUAUUUUGUUGGUGCCUUUCUCAUUUUUGUUUUUUGGUUAAAAAAGGCACUGAAGGUCAGGAAUUUGUUCAUUUUAUUUGUUCUUGAGAUGUAUGCAUAUUUCGUUGUGUCUGCAUUUAUUAUGCACUGAUGUAUAAGAAUAAAGACAAUAGAUGAACAAACAAAGGAAAUUUAA